CCAACAUGAGCGAGAGCGAGGGCGCCGACAAGACGCGUCGCCGCGGCGGCAGCUCGCCGGCGUCGCCUGCCUCGCUGCCGGACGACGAAGAUCUCCUAUGGGAGAUCCUCCUUCGCCUCCCACCGCUGCCAUCGUCCCUUCCGCGCGCCUCCGCGGUGUGCAGGCGGUGGCGGCGCCUCAUGACGGACCCCAAGUUCAUCGCCCGCUUCCGCGCCCACCACCGGAAGCCGCCCCUCCUCGGCGUCUUCCAUCGCAGCAGCUCGGGGAUUACGUUCGUCCCCAUCCUCGACCCUCCCGAUCGCAUUCGCUUCGACAUGCGAUGUUACGGCGACUACGAUAUUCUCGGGUGCCGCCACGGCCGCGUCCUCGCCAUGAACCGGUGGGAGGGAGAGGUCCUCGUGUGCGACCCUGUCGCCGGCGAGCAGCACCGCGUGGCUGCUCCAUCGGAGUUCAGCAGGGGCAUAGUCAACGGGGCGGUUCUCUGCCCUGCUGCCGACGACCAGGGCCACGUGCACGGCGGCUGCCCCUUCAAGGUGGUCCUGAUGACCUUGUACCCCGCCGACCAUCGACCCGCCGCCUGUGUUUACUCCUCGGAAACUGGCACAUGGGGCGAUCUCGUCAAAACACCUGCUAUAUGCCAGCUCAAUGAUGCUGGUAUUCCUGGGGCACUUGUUGGUAACGCGCUUUAUUGGUUGCAGCAUCGCUUGGGCAAUGCCAUACUUGUGUUUGAUUUGGAUGAGCAGAAUCUUGCUGUGAUCGAGGCGCCUCCAGUUGCAAAUGGUUUCCGUGGUCGCAGCAGUCGGAUCAUCCAAGCUGAGGGUGGCGCUGUUGGCUUAGCAAUAUUGUCUUACCCUCGCUUCCAGAUGUGGCGGAGGAAUGUUAAUUGCCAUGGUGUUGCCACCUGGGCAGUAUGGAAGACCAUUGAAAUGCAUAACAUUCCUGGGCUCCCUCUUAUUGGGAGAAUGAACACUAUACUGGGAUAUUCUGAGGAUACUGAUGCGUUUUUCAUAUUUCUGGAAGGCGAUGUAUACAUGGUUCAAUUCAAGUCUAUGCAAUCCAAGAGACUUCAUGAAACAGAGUAUAUCUGUAACUACCAUCCUUUCACAAGUUUCUAUACACCAGGUCAAUGAAAGGCAUCUGCAGUUCUCUCUAAUUUUUUCACGUCGCAUCAAUGUGGUGGGCACUGUGUUUAUAUAAGAUAGCUCAAAGGAAUUACAGAAUGUAUGCCUUAGCUUGCCUAAGUUUGUAAUUCAACAAGAUGCUUUUGGAUGCAUAAUCCAGGGAAUUUCAUCUUCCCCAAGUAAUAUUUUAAGUCGGGUUUCGUUUUAUCUUGUUACUUCUCACAUUGUUGUGCUU
This is a messenger RNA of Lolium perenne, 1356 nucleotides long. RefSeq lists its product as uncharacterized. Gene Ontology annotation, molecular function: protein binding. The record is from RefSeq and is a predicted model, not a curated record. NCBI's taxonomy places the organism in Eukaryota, Viridiplantae, Streptophyta, Magnoliopsida, Poales, Poaceae.